Molecule: messenger RNA, 1596 nt
Organism: Fibroporia radiculosa
Lineage: Eukaryota; Fungi; Basidiomycota; Agaricomycetes; Polyporales; Fibroporiaceae
Exons: 11
Coding region: 1-1596 (531 amino acids)
Biological process (GO): transmembrane transport
Cellular component (GO): membrane
Molecular function (GO): transmembrane transporter activity
Source: RefSeq, a predicted model, not a curated record
AUGAAGGAUAAUAAAGACGGAUCCGUUCGCUCGAGCAUCGACGACGCUGAUCGUGUGCGGGCGAGGAAGACAAAGGAUGCAACGAUGGGCGCGGACGAUGUGCGGCUCGCCGAGCUGGGAUAUAAGAGCGAGUUCCAGCGGGAGUUCUCGGUUCUCGAAACGAUUGCGUUUUCGUUCUCGAUCAUGGCCGUCAUACCGGGCGUCUCUUCAACGCUCGGGCUCGCGCUGGCCUCCGGCGGACACGUCGGUAUGGUGUGGGGGUGGUUCAUCCCCUGCUUUUUCGUAAUGUGCAUCGCAGCGUCCAUGGCAGAGAUGGCGUCGUCCAUGCCGCAACGCGGGGUUGUACUAUUUCUCGGCCAAACUCGCGCCCGUGAAGUAUUCGGCACUGGCAAGCUGGAUAACAGGCUGGGCGAACAUCACGGGCCAGGUGACGCUGGUCUGUUCCAUCGAUUAUACAGUAUGAUCACGACGGCUGUGGCCGUCGGAACAGAUGGUACCGUUAAUUUAGGUACAGGGCCUACCUAUGGAAUAUUGCUUGCAAUCCUGUUCAUCCAUGGGGUGAUAUGUUCGGCCGGUACGAAGAUACUGGCGCGUCUGAACUUGUUCUACGCUUUCGUGACCUUGGGAACAACUGUCGGCGCAAUCAUUGCAUUGUUCGUAUGCUCCGGCGAAAACAGAGUGUCAGCGAAGGAUGCAUUUACGCUGUACGAGAACCACACCGGCUGGUCCAACAGCGGCUGGGCCUUUUUGUUGUGCUUCACUGUUCCGAUGUGGCAAUUCACUGGGUACGACUCUGCAGCGCAUAUCUCCGAGGAAAUCCGCGGGGCGGCGAAGGCAGCCCCACUGGCCAUCCUCGUGUCGGUGGCAUCGGUUGCGAUCCUGGGCUGGAUUCUUUCCAUCUCCGCGUCGUUCGCCACCGCAUCGGUGGCCGACCUCCUCGCGACUGACCUCGCCCUGCCGAUGGGCCAGCUCUACCUCGACGUUGUCGGCAAGAGAGGCAUGCUCGCCAUCUGGUCCCUCACCACCACUGUCCAGGCAAGUGGAUACGCUUUCCUCUGCGGCGCGGCACAGGGUGUCGAUGCCUCUCGCGUGGUGUUCGCCUUUGCGAGGGAUAACGAGCUCCCCGGCUCGCGCUGGUGGAAGAAGGUCAAUAGCUACACGCAGACGCCUGUCAACGCCGUGUGGCUCGUUAUGGUCCUCGCUGCAGUCUGUGGGCUCCUCGGGUUUUCGUCUACGGCAUUGACUUCGCUUGUCAGUGCAUCGGUAAUAGGCAUGUACGCCUCGUAUACGACCCCCAUUUUUCUCCGUGUCACGUCCGGAAGGGACAAGCUCGUGCCAGGUCCGUUCUCGCUAGGGAAGUGGUACUUACCGAUAGGAUGUGCUGCAGUGGCGUGGGUGACGUUUAUCAUCGUCUUGCUGAGUUUCCCAACUGUACAGAUCGCCACCGCAGAAACCAUGAAUUAUGCUGUCGUGAUUAUCAUGGCGGUCUUCAUAUUUGCAUCCUGUUCAUGGAUCAUAUCUGCGAGACGAUGGUUUGUGGGCCCACUUCCGAACAUUGAUGAUGGAAGCACUGUAGCAUCCCUAGACGAAAAAUAA